UCUGCUCUUUCCCAACACAUUCAUCCUCUGCUAGCUUUGCUCACCACACUGGAAUCUAUCUACUCAAGCUAGCUAGCUGAUCUGAGCCAUGGAGCGGCGAGGAGGAGCGGCGGCGCCGUCGCUGGAGCUGCCGGGGUUCCGCUUCCACCCCACGGAGGAGGAGCUGCUGGAGUUCUACCUCAAGCACCAUGUCACCCGAAACAACAAGCAGCAGCACCUCAAGGCGGCGCCGUUCGACAUCAUCCCCACGGUGCACCUGUACCGGCACGACCCCUGGGACCUCCCGGGGCUCGCCGCCAUCGCCAGCGAGCGCGAGUGGUACUUCUUCGUGCCCCGCGACGGCGCCCGGAAGCACGCGUCCGGCGUUGCCGGCGGCGGGCGCCCCAGCCGCACCACGGAGCGCGGGUUCUGGAAGGCCACGGGGUCCGACCGCGCCGUGCGGUGCGCCGCCGACCCCAAGCGCCUCGUCGGCCUCAAGAAGACGCUCGUCUACUACCAGGGCCGCGCGCCCCGGGGCACCAAGACGGACUGGGUCAUGAACGAGUACCGCCUGCCCGACCUCUCCGGCGCCGGCGCCGGCGAGCAGCAGGACGUGGUGCUCUGCAAGGUGUACCGCAAGGCCGUGUCGCUCAAGGAGCUGGAGCAGCGGGUCGCCAUGGAGGAGCUCGCGCGCGCGCGGUCCUCCCCGCCCACCACGGCCUCCCACUCCCACUCCCACUCCCACUGCAGCGCCGGCUCGCCCGACGUCUCGUCCGCGUCCGAGCUCGCCCACGAGGCCGCCCUCCACCAUGUCCACCACGGGGUGAAGAAGGAGGAGGCCGUGGCGGUGGCGAGGCCGCCGGCCAUGCGGCUGCCGCAGCUGGAGACCGCGAAGGCCAACGGCGGGCUGGAGUGGAUGCAGGACCCGUUCCUGACGCAGCUGAGGAGCCCAUGGAUGGAGGGCCUCUGCUUGUCUCCCUACUACGCCAGCGUCCUCAACUUCUAGCAUGAACCAAAAAUUAUUACUAAUCACUAGUCCAGUAAUCCAUGGAGCCAUCCCAAAAUUCAGAGAUAAAAUACAUCAGCCAGCAGGAGUGUGUAGCGGUCGUCGAAUCUGGCAACAGGCGCUCUUGGAAUGGAGUCUACUGGUUGUCAAAUGAUACUCAAUAUGUGACACAACUAGAGAAAAAGAAUGGUGAAAUUUCACCAUUUAUAGUACAGAUAGAGGAGCCAAAUUUUCACUACUCUAUUAAUUACUAGUUCAAUGGAGUUUGUCCAGAA
Aegilops tauschii subsp. strangulata is the source of this 1260-nucleotide messenger RNA. RefSeq names its product NAC domain-containing protein 22. The record is from RefSeq and is a predicted model, not a curated record. Gene Ontology annotation, biological process: regulation of DNA-templated transcription. Gene Ontology annotation, molecular function: DNA binding. NCBI's taxonomy places the organism in Eukaryota, Viridiplantae, Streptophyta, Magnoliopsida, Poales, Poaceae.